Molecule: messenger RNA, 1612 nt
Organism: Austrofundulus limnaeus
Lineage: Eukaryota; Metazoa; Chordata; Actinopteri; Cyprinodontiformes; Rivulidae
Gene: slc35c1
Product: solute carrier family 35 member C1
Exons: 2
Coding region: 103-1221 (372 amino acids)
Source: RefSeq, a predicted model, not a curated record
GUGAGUUUAUUGUUGCCGGUAGUGGAACUCCGCAGUCAUGUUGUCAUUACGGUAGCCUUCAGGUUCUGCAAAUGUCCUAGUUUUGAACAGGUUGUUGUUUUUAUGUGUGUAAACAUGAACAGGACACAGCUGAAGCGCUCUCAUAUCUUAAGGAUGGCUCUGUCUGGCUCGGAAGGGACGAACCAGGACGGAAGAGGAGAAGAAGAGGCUUUUUUACUCCGAGCAGUCAGAAUAGCUGCUGUGGUCGCGCUUUACUGGUUUGUCUCGAUAACAAUGGUGUUCCUCAACAACUACCUGCUGGACAACCGAGACUUGGACGCGCCGCUGUUCGUCACUUUCUACCAGUGUGCGGUGACUGUCGGCCUGUGCUGGCUCAUGCAGCUGGUGUCCAAGUUCUGCCCCAGAGCUGUCGACUUCCCGUCGGUCAAGUUCGACUUGAAGACGUCCCGGGAAGUCCUGCCGCUAUCGAUCGUCUUCAUCAGCAUGAUCACCUUCAACAACAUGUGUCUGAAACAUGUCGGGGUGGCUUUCUACACGGUCGGCCGGUCCCUCAGCACCGUCUUUAACGUGCUCUUAUCGUAUGUUCUCCUGAAACAAACCACGUCUCUGCGAGCUCUGGUCUGCUGUGGGAUCAUACUGGGUGGGUUCUGGCUUGGCGUGGAUCAGGAGGGCUUGGCAGGGUCCCUCUCCUGGUCGGGUGUGUUUUUCGGGGUUCUGGCGAGCGCCUGCGUCUCCCUCAAUGCCAUCUACACGAAGAAGGUGAUGCCUGCAGUGGAGGGGAGCAUCUGGAAACUGUCUUUCUACAACAACAUCAACGCGUGCGUCCUCUUCCUUCCUCUCAUUUUUGUGUUUGGGGAGGCGAGCAAAGUAGCCAACUUCAGCCACUUGACUGAUCUGGGCUUUUGGGGGAUGAUGACGCUGGGGGGAGUGUUUGGCUUUGCCAUCGGCUACGUCACGGGCCUCCAGAUCAAGUUCACCAGCCCCCUCACCCACAACGUCUCAGGAACGGCAAAGGCCUGCGCCCAGACGGUUAUUGCCGUGGUGUACAACUCAUCCAGUAAAAGCCUGCUGUGGUGGACCAGUAACUUGAUGGUUCUUGGGGGCUCGUCGGCCUACACGUGGGUCAAGGGUCGAGAAAUGCAGAAGACAACCCACAGGGACGCUCAGGACUCGGCGAAGGAAAAACUACUCCCAGAGGAGAAGGGUAACCCAGGAGUGUAACCAUUGAUAUAUAUCACUGGAUUGGGCGUGGCUAGUGUGUUGCUAGCUACAUUGACAUGCACACCCUGGAGCUCUGUUAUGCAGUGAAGAACCUCAAAAAAAAUGAAUGGAUGUCAAUGGACUGAGGCGUCAUCCCGAUGGAAAAACUUAUAUAUUUUUUUAUUUCUUGCUCGAUUUUUACAAACUAGUCAACAAUCCAAUAAAGUCCAUAUUCUACAAGUUUAAUAUCAGUAAAUAAUAUAUUUGACAACAGAUAAAAUCAAUUUUAAGUAACAUUAAACAUGAACACUGAAGCUUUUUAAUGUUAGUGUACCGGUUUUAUGAUUAAAAUAAUAAAUUUUGGUUAAAUAUACGGAAUAUUUACCUGUGAAACAUAACUCUUUUAGCUCUU